Pelobates cultripes (western spadefoot toad) is the source of this 22753-nucleotide messenger RNA. The record is from the annotation of a GenBank genome assembly. NCBI's taxonomy places the organism in Eukaryota, Metazoa, Chordata, Amphibia, Anura, Pelobatidae.
UGGCGGCGGAGGGAUAUACGGACGCGCGGCGCGGGGAGGGUUUAAAGGAGGAAAGGAAGCCAUCUUGGAGCUUCGAGUCUGAAAAACGCACGGAGACGAUAUAGAAGAAGCAGAAGAAGAAAAACAGCAGCAACAAAACAAAACAAAAUUAUAACAUAAACAACAACGACACAUUUAUAGUGACAUAAGGAAAAAAAACAAUAACAGUUGGGGAAAAAAAAAACAAAACGACUGAAAACGCACGGACAUCGCGGCGAAGAGGAUUGAGCAAGGCCGCGCGGUGGGUGCUGUUUGGGGGCUCGGUGUGUGGGGGGGGGAUGGGGUCACUGCACUGACCCGGCUCAUUACCCCGGGCUGGGCUCGCAGUGACGGUAAGCAGCGCUGUCUGUGGCCGCCUGAGGGGGAGGAUUACUCGAGCUCAGGCUCGGCGCUGGCUGCAGGCCUCGGGCCUUGUUUUGCCGUUACGCAGUUGUGGAUUGUGGGGCGCUCAGGGGAGGCCGGUUACUGGGAGUGCUUGUCAAUGCUCGCAUUGCUGGCUAAUAAUCCGCCUGUGGCUAAAUGGCUCUGGCCGGUAAUUUCCGGAUUAUAUUCGCAAUGCUCUGCUACCGGAGACAUUAGUCGUAGUGGCCGAUGGGAGGUGUGCUGGGGGACCCUGCCUUAGCCGUCUCCCGAAUAAACAACUGCCAGGAUGUGAGGCCUGUGUCUUGGGGCGAUCAGGAGCCACAUCCUGGUAAUGUUAUGGAGGGCUGGCAGCAGGCUAUCUAUGGGCGCUUUACAUUGAAACAUGGGUAGUCAUGGCUUCCUGCUAGUGUUGUCAUUUGUGGUGGCCAGAGCCUUUAUUGAUUUUGAGUGAUGUGUUACAGGGAGCCUUUGCAUUUCCUUGUAGUGAUUCGUGGUUGUUUUUUUUGUUUUUUCUAAAAUGGCAGUUUCUAUUGACUGAGGUAGAGUAAUGUAUUUUAAUUGUAAUUUUUUUAAUUAUUCAAAUGUAUGGUGGCUUCUUGAGGACAUACUGUAUUGUGUACUUCUAGAAAUGUGUGGUGUACUUUUUUUUUUCCUUACAUGUUUAAUCACUACUUUAUAAUUUCAUGGCACUUCCUGCUGAAUCUACUGCGUAAACCAUGGGUAGUCAACCUUUUAAUAUAUACCGCUCACGUUUUGCAUUUUCGGUAAAAUUCCCUUACCACUCACCAGUGCCAUAGUAAGUAAUUUUAUAGCGCAAGUGCAAGGUUUUGUUUUUAGAUAGGGUCUUAUGUGUGUAUAUAGAUUUUUUGUUGUUGUGUGUGUUUUUUUUUUUUUUUUUUUUGUUUGUGUGGUCCGCUUGUGAACACAGCACUGUAUUACCAUGGUAAUCUACAGCCACGCUCUGACCAGCUUGCUCGAGGGAGAAACACACAGCCUUCCAUGCCCUUUCCUCUUUGAUGUAACUGCCAGCGGGCCGAAAUCUUUGAUCUCACCAGCCCGAGAGGGCUUACAGCGAGGCUGGCUCUGCAUGGGCCAGCAGGGGAGAUGAAAGGAUCUUCCCUGCUGGCCAUGGUCCAUGGCCAUCAAGGCCCACUGGGUGUUUUCUGCAGGACCCACAACCCACCUGAAAUCUAAAGCCGCCUACUAUUGGGCGGUAGGGAACAGGUUAAUUACCCAUGGCGUGAACUUUUUUUUUUUUUCUUGGUAAACUGCAUUAGCCGUGGACAUAGUUCAGAUGUUAAAAUGGUAUAAAUGCCAGUUAUUGUGGACUGUAACUGUUUAGACUUAUUUUUCUUUCCAUAGAUCAGUUCUAAGAUGACCAUCCUUUUAAUGCUUAGAUUUUCACUUUUGUGACUAGCAUAUUCCAUAUUUGAACAAUGAAUCCACUUUCGUUAAAGUGACUCUCUUUGGGGUAAUUAAUCACAGGUUAGGCAACUUCCAACACUCCAGUGGACUGCAUCUUCCAUAAUUCUACUACAGCUGUAAUCCUGUUAAAGCAUCAGGGGGAGACAUGGUGCACAUAUUCUGGUGUGCAGAAGGUUGACUACCUCUGCACUAGAUUGGUGUUUUUGGUUAAAGAAAAAGUAAAAAUACAUGAGCUCUCAUGGUUCUCUUUGACAGUAUGUAAAUAUCAGGCAUGAGAAAAUGUAAAUGUCAGAACAUGGAAAUGCUUCUUCAGCUUAUUUAACUUUGUUUCUUUCGUUGCUUCACAAUAUCUAUUUUGAUUAAAGGGACUCUCCACUGCAGGUCCCUUCCCAUCCCUGGCUGCUGAAGGGGUGAAAACCUCUUCAGUCACUUACUAGAGGCAUGCCUCACGUCGCUGCUGCUUCCGCCGAUCCUCCCCUUCAUUACGUCAGCCGGCUGGGGAGACCUCAAGCGCAUGUGCAUUAGACCUCUCUAUGCAAAAGCAUUGAAAAUAAUUUUCAAUUCUUUCUUUUGGGGAUUUUAACGAUGCUGGAGAUCUUCACACAGCGUGAGGACGUCCAGCGACGCUAUAGCACAGGAAACGUGCUAUGGACCAGGAAGUGCCUUAUAGUGGCUGUCUACUAGACAGCCACUAGGGGAGGACUUAACCCUGCAAGGUAAUUAUUUAUGAAAACUGCAAUAAUUACAGUUGCAGGGUUAAGGGUAGUGGAAGUUGGCACCCAGACCACUCCAAUGGGCAGAAGUGGUCUGGGUGCCUGGAAUGUCCCUUUAAGACAAUGGGAGCUAUCACCAUCAUAGUCAUUCUCUAUUUGGUAAUGUACUAAAGCAUAUUAGCAUAGAUUGUAAGCUCGUUUGAGCAGGGUCCUCUUCAACCUAUUAUUCCUGUAAGUUCUCUUGUAAUUGUCCUAUUUCUAGUUACAUUCCCCCCUCUCAUAAUAAAUUGUAAAGCGCUACGGAAUCUGUUAUAUAAAUGGCAAUGAUAUUAUAGACCCCUAAUAACAUGGAGUGCUGUGUUUACUAGUUGGGGCAAGAAGAAAAGUUUUAAAGGACUACUAUAGGCACCCAGACCACCUCAGCUUAAUGAAGUGGUCUGGGUGCCAGGUCCACCUAGGAUUAAUCCUUUCUGCUGUAAACAUAGCAGUUUCAGAGAAACUGCUAUGUUUACUUUAGGGUUAAUCCAGCCUCUAGUGGCUCUCAUUGACAGCCGCUAGAGGCGCUUCCACGCUUCUCACUGUGAAAAGCACAGUGAGAAGACGCCAGCGUCCAUAGGAAAGCAUCAAGAAUGCUUUCCUAUGAGACUGGCUUAAUGCGCGCGUGGCUCUUGCCGCGCAUUCAGCCGAUGGCAGGGAAAGGAGGAGAGUGUUUAACCCCUUCCUCUCCAUGCAGCCUGGCGGGAGUGGGGGCACCCUCAGGGCACUAUAGUGGUACUUUAUAGGCAUCAAAUCAGUUUAUAGAGAAGUGUUUUUGGGGGGGGGGGGUAGCAGGGACUCUCUAAUCAUAUUUUCCACCAGAUAAUUGACCGAUUCAGCCCUCUGGAACUAUGCCUAAUUUCGUUCAAAGACAGUAAAACUGAGCAGAUUGUAAUCUCUCCAGGAUAUAAAAUUCAGAAGCAUUUGAUGCGCUCCUCAUCUAUUUGGAUUAAUAUCUGACAUUUGUUUCCGCCAAUUUUAAGUCCUAAAAUUACGGAGAAGUAUGGAUCAUGUAUCUGUACUGGCAGUCCUCCCAUUCUGGCCAAGAAUUUUUGCAGAUUUCCUCUGACUUUCCAAAGGGAUUCUUUCUGUCAGAUGAUAUUCUGGAACAAGAGACACAUGCACAGGUUAUACCAUAGGCUUCGGAAAGGUACCUCUUAACACUACUAGACAUCUCAACAUCUUGGGCUUCUAGCACUUCAAUGCAUCAACUGUGCAAAGCAGCAGCAUGGGCAUCUCUUGUUAAAGGGACACUAGUCACCCAGACCACUUCAGCUCAAUGAAGUGGUCUGGGUGCCAGGUCCCCCAGGUUUUAACCCUUCAGAUGUAAACAGCAGUUUCAGAGAAACUGCUAUGUUUACAUUGCAGGGUUAAUCAAACCUCUAGUGGCUGUCUUCUUGACAGCUGCUAGAGGCGCUUCCCCGAAAGAAAUGGCUUCCUAUGGACUGUUUGAAUGCACGUGGCUCUUGCACAUUCUGUUCCAAUCUGGAGCUGACGGUGGGGGAGGAGAGGUCACCGGCGCUGGUUUAAGGUAAGUAGCUGAAGUGGGACCCUGAGGGUGGGGGGUCCUAAGGAUGCUAUUGUGUCAGGAAAACGAGUUUUUCCUGACACUAUAUAGUGAUCCUUUAAUACUAAAUAUUAGACAUCAAAGCCUCCAAGGAAAGCAGCAUUUGGGCACAAGGUUUUUCAAAUAGUUGUCUUAUACCCACCAUUGAGUAGUAUUUUGCCAUCAGUUUUCAUUUCUUCAAAAAUAAUUGAAUUCUUAUUUAGAAUGGCAUAUCAAUUAAACAAGGCUUCCCCAAACUCUGGCCCUCCAGAUGUUGCUGAACUACAACUCACAUGAUUCUCAGCCUAUCUAGUUAUCUAUUGUAGUUCAGAAACAUCUGGAGUUUGAGGAAGCCUGAAUUAAACGGUUAGCUUUCCCUCCCUACACUACUCCUGCAACGGUCAACUAAAAAUCUAAGCAUCCAUUGUAAGGUAUUCUAGCAACCUGUUCUUCACUUACAUGAAACACCUCCUAUCCUUACCUUGUCACUUUACCCUACUAACUCUAAAAUGUAAGCUCAUUUCAAAUACGGUCCUCAAUGCCCACUGUUUCUGUGCAUCCAAUGUCUCUUUGCAAAUACUAGUCUGUUUGACCUAUUCUACAGUUCUGUAGAAUUUUGUUGGGGAUUUAUAAAUAUAUCCUCACUGCCACUAUCCAUAUGGGAUAAAAACAAAAAUUUACUGCAAACCUGUUUUUCAAUAGGAUUAGCGUCUGUAUUGGUUCACUUGAGUUUUGUAUUUUGCUACAUAAUUUUGGCUCUUGUUGUUUCUGAGGCAGUUUUGGGUGUUUUCUAGUCUGGGAGCAGGGGUCAAAGGAAUUACUACUACCAUUGAGAAGUCCACCAUAAAAGGUUUUUAUUUUUAAAGUUCUAAUGCAUCUUACAGGAACACUUUUAGAUUAAAGAAAUAAACUAUUCUAGACGUGUGUGUUGGCUCUAUAGCCAAGUCAAAGCUUAGGACACUGCAGUGUAAAUCUAUUUAUAACACUGUGGCUUUCCUUUUUGGGAUUUGGCCUUGUGCUUUUUUAGUUCUCUCUCGUGAAAGUCUUGCGCUUUUUAUUUAUUUGCAAAAAACAAGAUUUACAGAAUGCUCCCUUGUUGUUCCAGAAAAAUAUGUACGCAGUGCAGCCACUGACGGCAAUGCACUGAAAGACAGCCUGCAUUAGAAAUCGUAACACUCAGGUUGAUACAUGGUAAAGAUAUACUUGGCUGCAGUCUGGCGGGGUCUGUCACUCUUCAGUAUUUCAUAAAGAUAUCAUCCAUAAAUUACUGGUUCUGACUGCUCGAGUUUCAGUAAAUUUCUUAUAUAAUCCAAAUAUCCCACAUAUUUUGGAGUGUUGAUAGGUGUGUAAUAUGUUCUAUUUUGUACAUGGACAUUUUCUGUAAACUGUCCUCAUGAAAUUUGUUGGGGGUCCUAAACAGACUCCGCUGUCUUGUAUAUCCAAAAUCAAAAAGUGCAACAUUUUUCUUGUGCAUAACUUUUGCAAUGUGUGUAAUUUUUUUUUAUUUUUUUUCUAGAUAUCAUUGAGAAGACAAGUGUAGUCUUCGUUCGAGGGCUUUUUUUAUAAAGAAAGUUUGAUUUGGUGCAUCAAAGCAAGUGACUUCAUAAUUGAAAGACUUAAACAAGAACAAGCACUUGUUUGUGUUGCAAUAACAAGGACUCAUAUAUUGAGCAAGACUUUAUCUCUUCAUUUAGAAGAGUUCAAUAAACUGUUAUUACAGUCUCUGUACUGACUUUCAAACCUUCUGAAGUUGAAACUUUCAAAAGGACACUUUAAAUAAAAAAAAUGAGCACCGCCAGAACAGAGAACCCUGUUUUAAUGGGUCUGUCCAGUCAGAACGGGCAGCUGAGGGGUCCAUUAAAACCCAGCGCAGGGACUGGAGGUGGGGGAACACAGACGCAACAAAUAAACCAGCUGAAAAAUGCCAGCACAAUCAAUAACGGAAGUCAACAGCAAGCACAGAGUAUGAGCAGCGGUAUAAAGUAAGGAUUUGCAACCAUUACAUAUGUGUAUUUACACUAUACCAGAUAUUUGAAUAAUGUUUUAAGAGCAAUUGUUUGCACAUGAUGUUGUAAUGAUUGAAUGGAAAGUUUGCAAACCGUUGGUAAAGUGCUUUUGCUCACCUGGUGUUUGUGGAUUAAGAGUCUCUAAGCAUAGUAAUCUUUUUGUAGGUCUGUGUAAUGGUUGGGGUGCAUAGUGUCUUCGUAUUGUCCCCAAGCAUGCUCCGGUAAUGCCUGCAUGUUAGACUAACAUGUGGAACUGUUAGUUCUAUAUUUAUCCAUGGGAUUGAGGUGGCAUAAUAUGGCUGCCUGGAAAAUACCUCCGUAGGUAAUGUUAAAAAUAAUAAAAUAGACCAUUGUAAUGGUGAAAUUACUUGGGGUCCCUUUUAAAAUAUAAUUUCAACUUUUUAUUGUAUGUCUUCGCACAUCAGUGGGACACUCUAUGGACCAAAACAAAUAGGGCAUAAUGAAGUGGUUUUGCUAUAUAGAUGAUGCUCACUGCUCAACUUUGCCAUUUAAGGAACACUAAACCUGUUCCUGACGCUAUAGUGUUAAAAACUCAUUCUGCCCCAAAUAUCAUCAUAAAUAUAGUAAAAUCUUACUUUUUUAACUAUUUUUGUCUGCUGCUGGCUCUGCCCCUGAUCUGCCAUCUUGGCUGACCUCAUCUGAAGUGUUGAUCAAAGCCAAUCACAAUGCUUCCCCAUAGGAUUGGCUGAGACUGCCAAGGAGACAUAUCAGGGGCAGAACUAGCACAAGCAGAACACAGCCCUGGCCAAUCUGCAUCAAUGCAUCUCUGAGGAAAGUUCAGUGUCUCUACGCAGAGGGUGGAGACACUAAAUGUCCGUACUGAGGUGUGCAGCUCUGCCUCUGAAAGCACCUCUCAGCCAUUUGCAGAGUGGUCAGUGGAGGUGUCCUUAGGCUCUAAUGUAAACACUUUUUUUUUUGUGAAAAUACAUUGUUUACUGCCAAUAACCUCAAGGGAAUUAUUCUACUCACCAGAACAAAUACAAUAAGCUGUAGUUGUUCUGGUGACUAUAGUGUCCUGUUAAGAGUUUAUGGAGCCUUAGCCACAACUCAUUGACUCACUCAGCGUCCCUUCCCACUUACUAAAAAAACCUUACAUUUUUAUUUAAUUGUAACUUUCCUUACUGCUCAGUGUUUUUACAUUUUAAAUUUGCUUAAUGCUAGAACCUGCAAUAGCCUCCCAUGUGGCAUUAAAAUUUAAUUGAACAGGGGGUGCCAACUUCUAAACAAAGCAGGCUGAGCUGUAAGAUCUAAUUGAAACUGGAACCCUUUUUUAUUUAUUUUUUUUGUCUCCCCUUUCUCUUUAUUUUUAUAUUUUUAUUUAUUUUGGAUGUGUGAUUCUUAAGAAGGGAAAUCAUGGCAAGGGCUGCAUAAACAAGUGGUUUAAAGCAGGGGGACGUGAUUUAUACACAAGCAUUACUAAAGUAGUCUUGGUGCUUAGUGUUUAAUAAAAAAAUUUCACAUUGUCAACAAGAGGUUUUUGUGUUUUUAUCAUUGAACAUUGCAGAGUGACAUGCUUUGUUGCAUGACUUGUGGUAAGCAGUAUCAGUCUUGUAAAGCAACUUUAUAAUGCUUCUAAAAUGAAUUGCUUGCAGACCUGGUGAUGACUGGAAGAAGACUUUGAAGCUUCCUCCAAAAGAUCUCCGAAUCAAGACUUCGGUAAGAUACAACAUUUGGGGGAUUUUCCUUGCUUUACUUUGUUCAUAGAACGUUUGAGACUUUAAAUCCAGCUUCCCCAAUCGCUGGCCCUCCAGAUGUUUCUGAACUUCAACUCCCAUGAUUCUCUGGCUAUCUGUUUCAUUCAAAGGAUCAUGGGAGUUGUAGUUCGGCUACAUCUAGAAGGCCUAAGUUUGGGAAAGCCUGAUUUAAAUACUCUAAGCAUCGCAACCACUUCAACUUAUUGUUGUAGUGACUUUGUUGCAAGGGGCUUAUAAAGGAACACUAUAGCGUUGGGAAUAGAAAAGUGACUAAAAUGUAUUAGUCACUAGAGGCAAGCUUAAAUGAGCACUAUAGGGUCAGGAACACAAACCUAUAUUUCUGACCCUAUAGGUCAUCUAGCCCCCUCUUGCCUCCCUAAAUAUAGUAAAAUCUUACUUGUAUUCAAGCCUGAAACUGCUGGCUCUGCCCCUGUCUGUCUCAGAAUAGCAAGCGGUCUGCUGACAUCAGAAGUGGUGGUCUGAUCCAAUCAUAGGAUUGGCUGAGACUGUAAAGGAGGCAGAUCAGGGGUAGAGCCAGCACAAGUCACACAGCCCUGGCCAAUCAGCAUCUCCUCAGAGAUUAAAUAAAUCCAUCUCUGAGGAAAGCUCAGUGUCUGCAUGCAGAGUGAGGAGAUACUGAUAUGGUGUGAUGCACAGUAGGAAAGGCUGAGAUAGGAAGCGGCUCUAGCAGCCAUCUGAAUGGCGGCCAGAAAAGACGGUGUUUACAGCAAAAAGCCUGAAGGGUAUGAUUCUACUCACCAGAACAAAUGAAAUAAGCUGUAGUGGUUCUGGUGACUAUAGUGUCCCUUUAACCCUGUAAUGUAAAAAUGGCAGUUUCUCUGAAACAGCAGUGUUUUACAUUGCAGAGUUAAGGGGACAGGGACCCUCUUUAAAGGAUAUCUAAGCUGAUUUUUAUUUUAUAUUUCCCUGUUUUAUCACCUUGCGUCAUUUUUGUGUUCACUUUGUUUUUUUAUGUAGUGGUGUUUAUACUAAUAGACUAAUAUUCUAAUACCUCCAGUAAGAAUGAAACUAUUAAUGGUAACAGUUUGAGAUUAACACCUCUUUCUCUUCCCCUUUCCCCCUCGUGACAUGUCAUGAUUCCCUUUAAUUCCAGAAGUUUGGUCCUUAAGGGGUUAAGGGAACACCAUAGGCAUCCAGAUAAUUUCAUCUCACAGAAGUGGCCUGGGUGCCAUGUGUGUUCCGUGUCUAUAACCAUGCAGCUGAAAACAUUGCCGUUCUGCUUUAAUGGCAAUGUUUUGCCGGGUUAACGUGCCUCUUGUUGUCAAUAUGAGCACCACUAUAAGUAAGUGCUUCCUUGAAAUGGCAGUUUAAAACCAUUUUAAUCAGUCUGAGAUCUGAUUCGCACAGUGCUGUUUUGCCAUUUCUGAUGAGAAAGCAUUUGAUUAGCUGAGAUCAUUGAUCUUUAUCUCAGCCAAAGAGACAGAGCUUCUCCAAGGAGACUGACACUGAGGAAGAAAAGUUAAAAGGAAACUAUAGUGCUGGGAAAACUUUUUUUUUCUUUUUUUUUUUUUUUCUGGCACUAUAGAUUCCCCUUCUGUCCAGACAGCCACUAAAGGAGUUAACCCUAGCAGGUAAUUAUUGCAGUUUGUAAAAACAGCAAUAAUUACAUGCUGCUAGUUAAGGGUGAUGGAACAUUGCACCCAGACUGCUUCAAUAAGCUGAAGUGAUUUGGAUGCCUACAGUGUCCCUUUAAAUACUUAAUACUGGUAGAGCUGGUACAGUCACUGAAUUUGUAUUCCUUAUGCUAAGCUGUCCAGCUGCUCUGGCCUUAAAGGACCAAUCACUAACUCCCCAUUUGUAAAAAAAAUUUCAGGCCAUUUUUGUGAGUGGUGAGACAUUGGCUGAGAGCGUCAGUUGACUGCUCAGCCAAUCAGCAGCUGCGCUUUGUGAAAUUAAGAUUUCUGAAGCUGUAUACUGCCUGGGGGAUGUUGAGAUUAGUGCAGGAGGCCACUUUGGGUUUAAACUGUCUGAGAACUUUUUUGUGUGAACCGUUUACAAGAUUCUUUUGUUACCUAUUACAGGAUGUCACCUCAACAAAAGGCAAUGAAUUUGAAGAUUACUGUUUAAAACGAGAGCUGCUCAUGGGAAUUUUUGAAAUGGGAUGGGAGAAACCAUCACCAAUUCAGGUUGGUUAAAAUCAAAUCGUGUCAAUGCAAAUUGACACGAAAUUGUAGCUGUUUCACUUGUGGUCAUGGCCAUUUAAGAUUUUUCUUUUGCAUGGCUAACUGUUUAUCCCUUUCUAGGAGGAGAGCAUUCCCAUUGCAUUGUCCGGUAGAGAUAUCUUGGCGAGGGCUAAGAAUGGAACUGGCAAGAGUGGAGCCUACCUCAUUCCCUUACUUGAACGACUAGACUUAAAGAGGGACUGCAUUCAAGGUCAGAUUGUGUUUUUUUUUAUUUUAUUUUUUUUAAGGAAGAAUAUUUGAGCUGAUGUUCAACGGGUGUGUUACAAAAUAUACUUGUGGUUAUCUAAUUUUCUUUAAAUGCCUUUUGUUUGAAAGUUAAAACAUUGAGACAUUGUGCACACCAACAUAAGUGUUUUUUUUUUUUUUUUCUUCAUUUUAUGUAUUUUUGAAAUACUGAACCAUUAGGGUAGCAUAUCUAUUCCAUAGUAACAAUAGGCUAACAGGAAAGGCCACAGAACCCCCAGUUUUUCUCAAAUUACUCUAUUCAACCAUGGACCGUGCAUGCGGCUCAAAUUACCACUAGCUCUACAUAGGCAUGUUGUGUCUACGGCAUUUAGACUUCAGUUUUAAAGGUGAGCUAGAAUCACUAAUAUAUUCGUAAAAUGUGUGGUUUUUUUGACACAUUUGUUUAAAAAUAAAUCCCUUUUAUAUACAAUUGCAAGCAAUAUAUGUAGGCAGGGCAUGACAAUCAUGACUGUUGUCAUGGGCCCGACGGUCCGGACUGCUCAGGGCGUCCCGGGCCCCACAUUAGCUAUGUGCACAUAUAUAGCGAUUAAUGCUAUAUAUGUGCUCUGCGGGCCCCCCGCUACCUGUAUUCUGCAGGGGGCCCAGCACACUUGAAAUAUAAUUCCCAGCUGCUCUGUCGAAGUCUUGCGAGCGCUGCAAUCGUCAGAGCGUUGCCACGGGUUACCAUGGCAACGUCCCGCACGGCUUGCGAGACUUCGACAGAGUAGCUGGGAAUUAUAUUUAAAGUGUGCUGGGCCCCCUGCAGAAUACAGUUAGCGGGAGGGCUGCACCAUGCCACAGGACCUCCAGUCAAUGUGUUCUCCCCCCUCCCUGGCCACAGGUAAGAUACAGGGAGGGGGAAUAAAACAUUACUAUUAAUGUAAGGAAAAAAUACUUACACACUACAUCCUUUCACAAACACUCUGCAGUCACUGCACAUACUACAUCCACUGCAGUCACUAUACACACAUUACAUACUUACACAAACACACACUAUGUAGUCACUACACACACUGUAUUCACUAAACACUACAUUCGCUACACACACUCUGCAUCUAAUAUACACCUCAUACGUUGCACAAAUGUACAAUCUGCAUCCACUAUACACUCUGCAUCCACUACACACACCAGAAUCAGUACACACACUGCAUCCCUGUGGGCGGACUGGGGGGUGUAGCACUUUGGGCGGACCCGGGUGAAUGCACCAGGGGGCCCAGACCUUGAGCUGUGUCAUGGGCCCCAAAAUUUCUGAUCUUAAAUUCUAUAAAACUAUGCCCAAGAUACAGCUAUGGCAAGUUGGUGUACACUGGUGGUUUUCAAGACUGCAUACCUUCUUGCCUAACGAGUUUGUUUUUUUUUAUAUUCAACAGCGAUGGUGAUUGUACCUACACGUGAAUUGGCUUUACAAGUCAGUCAGAUCUGCAUUCAAGUCAGCAAGCAUAUGGGAGGGGUGAAAGUCAUGGCAACAACAGGAGGCACAAAUUUACGAGAUGACAUUAUGAGACUAGAUGACACAGGUAAUACGGUUACAAAUGACCAUGAAAGUAUAAGUUGUGUAUGCAAAAUUAAAUGGACAUGCUAAUCACUGAAAUAAAUACAUGGUAAUGUAGUGGUUAUAGUGCAUAGACCAAACUCUUUAGAAUAAAACAUUUUAUAAAAAAAACUUAAAAAUUUUAAAUUCACUGAGAACACACUUGGUUUUACAGAUCUUUCAGAGGAAAGGCUUUUGUUGUCUGUUUUCCAACGAUCUUUACAUUCAGCAUGGCAUGAUGCCGUUUGAGACCAAUGUGGUUUUUUUAGUGUAGCAAUUGCCAUGCAUGCUUUGUGUCCCUGAUACACCUCUAGGAAGGGAUGCAGUGUACAGCAACAUUCCUGGUCUCAGAUGUGUUUUGAAUCGAAAUGGCAUAGAACACUUUAACAUAAAAUGGAUUUUAAUAGAAAGUGUUACGAUCUGAAAUAAAAUCAAAUGUAGAAUCCACAUCUCUAUUUCGCUUCCCUUAAAAUAGAUCCUUGUUGAUAAUACUUUAAGUGCUGCUGUUUGCGUUUCAGUCUAUAGGAAAUUAAAAGGCUUGCAGUUUUGUAGUGUGUUCAAAUAAGUUAACAUUUUUUUUUCUCUAAUGCUGGUUUAAAAUUAAAAUACCAUAUUUGGCUUUUUUUUUUUCUCAAAGCCCACUUUAAUAUAUACAAAACGCAGUACAGCAUGCACAUUUGGCAGGGAUAAUGAUGUGGACACUCAGCAGAAAAAGGAAUCUCAUCUUCAGUUUAUUAAAUAUUGAGCACAGUUGAUUUUCUAAAGGUGGCUUAAGAGCUGCUGUUCGGUUUGUAGAAGUGUUGCAGGCUCCCAGCAUGCAUAGGCAUUUAUGACUUGCUUUAUAAAUGCCAGUAAUAAAAUGCCAACCUAUUCUGCAGCGCUGUUCAAUUGGGGAAAGACUGAUACGAUAGGUAGAGGAACCCUGCCUGUGAGCUUACAAUCUAAAUGGGGAAAUGAGACCAGAGGAAGAGGAAUGUGUAUGUGAUGGCAGGGAUAAUUAAAAGUAUUAACUGCUGCAGCUGAUAAUAUCUGAAGGGAAUUAUUGACUAUGGUUCCUAACAGCUGGAGGUGCAUGUUAUAUAGAAGGGACCAUGGUUUUCAUAUGGGAAGCAGAACUUGUGUAUUAAAAUUGUUAAAAUUUUCUACAUUUCUGAAAUGCAGCUUUCUUUUUCUCCUCCCUUUUCCAGUGCAUGUAGUGAUUGCAACUCCCGGCAGGAUUCUGGACCUUAUCAAAAAAGGAGUAGCUAAAGUAGAUCACAUUCAGAUGAUCGUGUUAGAUGAGGUAAUACGUUAAAGUUCAUUAUCACGCUAAAUGUCAUUUUUUUUUUUUUUUUGUUCUAUAUAAAUGUUUUGAAGACACAUAAGGAACUUGUUUUGUGAAAUCUGGUUCCAGUGCUUGAGGCAUGUUGUAAAGCAGAUCCUUUUUCGUUAAUUUGUUUUGCGUGUAAAGUCUUUAUCUGUCUAUUCUUGACCCUCUUAAAGGUAACUCCUAGGAAUGUGAUCUUCUGAUUUGUUGCAAAUACAAAAUAUUCCGAAUUACAAUUGCUACUACCUUUUGUAUCAUCUUGAGUAUGAACAUGCCACUGUAGCAUAAAUAUCUAAUUGGACAAGUCAAAUCUGUACUAUACAAAUAAGAACCAAUGUUCAAAGUGAAACUGCCACCUUGCAAGUUAAAAUCUAUUAAAUCCAGCUGGGUUUAUACUGUCUUCAUCAAUUUGCCUUUUUAUUUUUUUACAUUAUGUAGGCGGACAAACUGCUCUCUCAAGAUUUUGUGCAGAUAAUGGAAGAUAUAAUUAUGACGCUACCUAAAAACAGACAAAUUCUCCUCUACUCUGCCACAUUUCCUUUAAGCGUCCAGAAGUUUAUGGUAAGUAUAAAUUUAUGCUACUUAAAGAAGUAAAUACACAUGUUAUUUAGAUUUAGUUUAAAAGUGCUCAAGUUAAUAAAGUUCAGUAUUUACAUGUUCCUAGUGCUGCAUAAAAGUUGCGGGCUUGACUAUUCUUCUGUUGGCAAAAUAUCAGCUAACUCAAUAGAUGAAUUGUGCUUUAAAGAAAAAAAAGCACCAGGAAUACUUUCUCACCCCAGCCAAUUAACUAAAGAAGUUCACUCUUUCUUCCCCCGCCGUGAGCCCUGUGCCUUUCUGAUAUAAUGUUUUAAUGACCUUGGCCAAUCCAUAACUUCCACAUAGGGAAGCAUCGAGAGGUUAGUGUGCAUGAGCAGCAAACUGCCGCAUUGUCAAUUGGCAUCUCCUCUUUAAGAUCCCUUGAGUAAAUUAAUCUUAAUGGGGUGCGUUCAACAACGCUAUGCAUUGUGGAGACUCAACGUCUGUCCUGCAGUCUUUCCAGUACCAAUCUGUGGAAGCCCUGAUUAUCAGUGACAGCCUCUAGUGGUUGCCUUGGGCAGUAAUGUAUUUCUGUUUGCGAUCCAGUCAAUUUCUUGCUGUUCACACCAUCUUUCCAUUAUGGAUAGGCCUUCAUUCAGUUUUUUGCUGCAAUGGUAAAGUAAACCACUCUCCAAAAUGUAUUAAACUGUAGUGUAGCACCAAGAUGUCACAUUCAUCCAUGUUUCCAUCACUAAACGUUACAGGUUGUGCUAUGUAGUUUGUGUUUUGUUGGCACCUAUUUGCAAUCAGUUUGUCCUCUUUAUUUCUAGCUGUCAUUUAUAGUAUUGCUUUUUAUAUAGUUGAUGUAAAUUUUUUUUUUUUUAGUCUUCUCAUUUACAGAAACCAUAUGAGAUUAACUUGAUGGAGGAAUUGACUUUGAAAGGAGUAACACAAUACUAUGCCUAUGUUACAGAGCGGCAAAAAGUUCACUGCCUCAACACUCUCUUCUCAAGGGUAAGUAUGGAUCUGCUGAUGAUAUCACAUGUGUUAUGCAUCUGACAAACUGUCAGUUUCAGAUUUACUUGCUGUUUACUGAUCUGAAUGGUAGUUGCAUAUUUUGGAUAUUAAACCUGUAAGUGACAGUUGUUAAUGCAAAUUAGGCCAUACAGCUUCUACAAAUCUGUAUCUUGAGAUAGCUGUAUGAUGUGCUAUUUACUGGCUACCAGCCAUGUCAUCAAAGCAGCAUUGGUAUUUUAGUAAAUAUGCAAAUUUCUCAAGUUUGUUUGGGCUUUUGUUUUCAGUUUUAAAGGUGUGGUUUUUUUUGGUUUUCUCCUUCCCUCUCAUUCUCACUUUUAGAUUCUCUGAAAUUUAUACCAGUUAUUAAAGCAUUGUUAAAACUUGUUGGCGUUCCUAAAACAUUCUCCAUUUUGUCUAAUAUUUUAUAGUAAAGAUUUAGCAACCAAAAGAUUUAGCAACUGAUAUAAUCCAGGUCAGACAUUAUGAAAUGAAGAGGAGAAAUUGAAACAUUGUUUCAUUUCUCGUGUUUUCUCUCUGACAGCCAGGUGUUAAAAUGAUUGACAGGGAGCUAAAAUGGAGGUUCCCGGUUGCUGAAUAAAGUGGUGUAGAUUUUUACACUUGCAUUUGGUAGAUAUUAUGCAUGCUGUUACCAAAGUAAUCUUAAAAUGUAAAACAAAAAGUUUAUUGUAGCACAAAGUCUUUGUAUUGCUACUGCAAAUUUAAGGUUUAUUGAACGUUUCUGAUGUAUGUCUUGUAAUAUCGUUAAAAAUCUGUACUUAGUGACCCAUUGUGACGUGUUGGCUUUUUAGCUCCAGAUAAACCAGUCUAUCAUCUUCUGCAACUCCUCUCAAAGGGUAGAGCUACUGGCCAAGAAGAUUUCUCAGUUGGGCUACUCCUGCUUCUAUAUCCAUGCAAAGAUGAGACAGGUUUGUUUUUGUGUUUUUUUUUUUUUUUUGUUUGGUUUUUUUUGGAGUGGUGGGGGGGGGGUGUCCAAAAAAAUAAGGACUUAAACUAUGAAGUGCUGUCAGAACACCACUAGAGGUGCAGUUUAGGCAAAAUGUUAACGUUGACAUUUGUUUAUUAAAAGGGCAAUUUGCACUGAAAUCACUUCAGUAAGAUGAAGUGGUUUUGGUUGCUUGCUUUCAGUAGUCUUGUGAUCCUCAUUGACUUCUACUGAUAUAUUGCAUUAACAGUGAUAUUUUGUUCCAAAUUUCUGUAGAACCUUGUGACCAACAGUCACGUUAAAACCUCAGAUUUACUAGCUCUGCCACUAAUGUGCAAACCAGGAUUAUUCAAUACUUUUAACCUUAUGGUUAUCCUAUGGUUGCCUUAGUCACUCAUCCUCUGCAGUGAUUGUCCUUAGCCCAUUAGGGCUAAUCUUUCCUGAUGUAACAAACAUGCUGGUUUCACUGUCAGCACAUUAGCUUAAAAACAAAGUGACAUCAAUAACUUAAUUUCUAUGUUCAGUGACAGGCCAGGAAAACAACCUGCUUGUGUUGUCAUUAAACUCUCCAUAGACCUCUAUACUGCCAGCCUAGAGACGUAUGCCAAGAGUAGAUUGACAGGUGGUGGAGUGGCCGUUAAGCAAUACAAAUUGGAUGAUUUACUUUUUUCCAGCACCGAGGCUCCAUUGGCACUGCUUCUUUCUCUGCCUCCCGCACCACCAUGGAGUAGGCAUUGCCUUUUCACUUUGUCCAAUCCAGUACUCCUCCGUGUAUUGGGGACCUGUGCAUGUCCAGUGUUACGCUUGUGUGAAAGCUUUCCCAUAGGAAAGGUUUGAAAAAAUAUUUUCAGAUGUGGGCUUACAUGUCAUAUGAUUUAACCCUGCCAUGUAAACACUGAAUAACUUUUUUAAUUGUUUUGUUUCAAGUAAUAAACAGGUGGGGACCAGAUGUGGCUUACUGCAGCCAUUGUGGUUAACCUUAAAAUGGCAAACACUGGCAGUUAAAUUGUUGAAGGCACACUCUACCAUAUCUCAUUGAAUUGGUUAUGGUGCCUGGUAUGCCUUGGCACUGUCCCAUCUGUUAAACUUUUUGUCCUUGGCUUCCAACUGCCCCUCCUUCACAAAAGCUGUUAAAAUGGAGAUGUCAGUUAUGUUGAUUCAUACCUGCAAUGGUACUGUGAUAGGCUGAAUGUGGUCAGUUGACACUCAACCAUUCACAGCUGCCCAUUGCUCCUUAGGCUAAUGCUUCCACAUUAGCCCAAGCAGCAGAGAGAAUGGGUUAUUAAAAAUGGUUUAAUGCGGAAUGGAAUUAAAACACCAGAGAACUAGUCACUUAAAUGAGCUGAAUCAGUUGGUGUUUUUAAUUAUUUUACUUUAGUAAUGUAGUAAAAUUUUAAAUUCCUUCGGUCUCAUUCGCAGGAGCAUAGGAAUAGAGUUUUCCACGACUUCAGAAAUGGCUUAUGCCGUAAUCUUGUUUGCACUGGUAAGAUAUUUCACCUUCUUAAUGCAUUUUAACUGUAGAUGGCCUUCAUAUCUUGUACUUUCAUUUGGUUUCUAGUCUAAAUCGCUUUGCUCUGCAUAUUGCUUAACUUUUUGGGUGCCAGAUCAGCUUUCCAGUGUCAGUACACCUUAUGCUGAAGAGCAAUUGUAGUAUUUUCAGUUUGUGAUGGAUGACCUAUUCUACAUUCAGAAACUGUCUUCUGUGCACUUGAGCACCUAUGCGUUUAUUUUAUUUUUUUGUGGAUAUCACCAGUGUGAAAAACAUUUUUACUUUUAAUUGCUGCUGGUUAACAUGUCGUGUGGCCAGUAUGUUCCUGGAUAUUUCUUACUAAAACCAGUUUCUCUUUCUCAGAUCUGUUUACCCGUGGUAUUGAUAUUCAAGCUGUGAAUGUGGUGAUAAACUUUGACUUCCCAAAACUGGCAGAGACUUAUUUGCAUCGUAUAGGAAGAUCAGGUGAGGAAUAAAUGUUUGUUCCAUAUAUGGUUAGGAUAUACUAACUAUAUCCCUUCUCAUUUUUUUAAAGUCUUAACUAUAACAAUCUUUGUAAGGAAUAAUUAUUAGAAAUGCAUUUUGUGAUCAUUUCCACAUGUUAGCUGUUACAUCUACUUAGAUGUUUCCACCUACACAUUUCUAUCUAGUAGAUUGCAAUUAGCUCCAAAAAUGUUCUGCUAGUGACAGGCCACAAAAUGUUUUAAGAUAAACAGCUAGAGUAUUGCAGUUAUUUGUUAUGGGUUUCUUUAGUUAUAAUGGCAGCACUUUGGUUCAUAGUCUGCUUGUGGUCUGUAUUAUACACUAGGUCGCUUUGGACACCUUGGUCUUGCCAUAAAUUUGAUUACCUACGAUGACAGAUUCAACCUUAAAAGUAUUGAAGAGCAGCUGGGAACAGAAAUAAAGCCCAUACCCAGCAGUAUCGAUAAGAGUCUGUAUGUGGCUGAAUAUCACAGUGAAUCUGGAGAGAAGCAUUAGCCUUCAGGUAAGAUAGAUGGAUAUAUAUAUCUUUAAAAUCUGCUCUUCUUUCAAAGUUAUGAUGCCUGAUGUAGGUUAAAUUGUGUUUUGACUUUUAUGUUAAUGUCGUAAAGGGGCACUGUCACUCAAAGGGUAUUUACUUAUCCCUUAUUUUUAUCAAAUAUUUGAGGUGAGAAAUAAAAUGUAAAUGUGAAAAUCCACCGGAGCAUGAGCUUCCAGGUCUCCUGAGUGUGGAGGUUUGGAUCUGUGCCCAGCUUACUCCAGGUAAGCCAAACCAUUCUAAAACAGUUUGCUUAGGGUAGGAGCUGCCAGGUCACUCCUGCUACUAACCAAUACACUGCAUUUUAGUGGUUAUGGUCCUUGGAGGGUUUUUGUACUUUAUAGGUGAAUCUUCAAUAUGUGAACUUUAUCAAGUUCACCACGAACUUAAUAAAGUUUUUUUUGUAAAAUGCAUAGAUUAGAGUUUCCCUGUAUGUACAAGAAAAUUUCCAUUUAAAUUUAAUCGCUUAAUGGUUUUUGUUGGAACAGGCAGUGAACAGAAUCAUUGUGCACACUGCUAAUGCCACUAAUUUUGGUCCCAGCUGAUAGAGAGGAUCCUUGGGUAUAAAGAUAUCGGCGGUUCCUUGGUACCGGCAAUUUAACCCCUGCUGGUUUUUUACUGCAUGAUCUGCAGUCACUGAGCAAUAAAGCCCAGCACUGCAUAGAACUUAAUAUGGUCCUAAAAAGGAAAUUAUAGUGACCACAACUACAGCUUAUUGUAGCUAUUCUGGUUACUAUAGUAUGUCCCUGUAGGCAUAGUGUUUGUCACUGGGGGUGUUGCUAGGAAUUCGUGUAGUCACUCAGUCGGCCACUAGAGGUGCUUUCUGGUGCCGCACUGGCGUUCAGUCUCCAAGCUCUGCGUGGAGACACUGAACAUUACCCAUAGAAUUGCAUUGAUUCAAGACUGGUUUCCUGUUUAUUUAAAUAUGAGAAGUGACAUGUCUGCUUUAAGGAAAAACUUGUGCUAAAUAUGGACAAUGUACUUUUUGCUACAGUAAAUCAAAUGGCAAAAGGGAAUUACAUUAAAUUUGUCACAGGAGUUAGGUAUCUUAUGUCUACUUUUGUUUCUGCAGGUGACAGUCCUCCUGAAGAAGAGAAUAUCCUGACAUUCAUACAUCACUUUCUUAAGGGUUUCUCCCCUACUCUCAACUGCCUCUCUAGACGUUUGUCUUCAUCUGGAACACUGACCAGCAUAGUUUAGAAUUUUUUUUUUUUCCCUUUUGUGCACUCCCCACCCUGAUUUUAUGAAUGUCCCCAAUGUUGGCACUGCGUGCUCUCAUAAGUUGCACUUAAUGGCUUUAUUUUGUUCCUCCCUGCCCCCCUCACCCCUUGUGGCAUGAUGGAUACUGGAAACCCUCUAUGCUGUUGUAAGCUAGAAAAGGCUGUAACUUGUUACGGGCUUCUCUACUCUCCAGGAGGCCAACAAAGCAAUUUACUCUAAUUUAUUGCAGUCCUUGGAUGUAAAGUUGUUUAGAUUCCAACUUGGUUCAUUCUCCCUUUGCAUCCUCUUGUGGCAUCUUUUUCUUUUACUGUAACCAAACUAUCUUUACUUGUGCAAAGUGCCUUACGCUACGAGACCAUUCAAAAUCAUCUUUCCGAUGCAAACUCAUACAGAAAACAUAAGUAACCCAAUCUACAUUUUAUCACCCAUAUAAAACAUACAAUUUUGUAAGCUGGUGCUAUUAGGCUAGCUAAAAGUUGUAAAUCUUCAACUUUUUUUUCCCUUUUUUUUUUUCUUUUUUCACUAGGAAAAAAAACAUAACUUCAGGUCCCCAUAAUAUAUGUAUAUAUGUACUUAAGCAAAAAAAAUCUGCACCAAUGUCAAAACAUUUUGGGAGGCUUUUAAGUGUGUUCCAGAAACCUUUCCCUCUUUUUUUUUUUUUUCUUUAUAUUUUAUGGUUGUUGCUGAUGUGAAUCCUUUUGUUCCCAAGUGAACACUAAAGGCUGGUUUUUAAUUUUUGUGCCACCUUGCAGCAACUUCCUUUCAAAACUUAUUCCAAAGCCAUGUCCCCCUUCCUUGCAAAGUGUCCCUUGCAUGAGGGGUGUAGGGGGGAGGAGAUGAUACUAGAGAAUUUGAUGUGAAUAAUUGUACAAUAAUGUAAAUAGUUUUUUUUUGUUUUUGUUUUGUUUUCUGGGGUGGGUGGGAAGGUUAUAAAUUGUUCAGGGUUUUUUUUUUCUUCUUGGUUUUCCUAACUGAUGGUUUGAGGGAAUGUGAGUGGGUUAGGACAGCAACUAAAAAUGAGAGAGGCUCAUUUUCUAGCAUCACUUUGGAAAAUGUAUUUGGGAAAUGGCAACUUGAAGAUAUGCCACCUUUCUAUCUCAAAUCUUUCACCACAUGAAGUGGAUUACUUGUUUUGGCUUUUAUCUUCAAAUCAACAUGGAGAUUUUCUUGUAAGAGUUAACAUGUAACUUGUGUGCUGCAGUGCAGUUCUCAAUUUAAGAACAAACUUAUUUUUAAUCACUAAAUUAUUAACCCAAGUUUUUGGUCAGGAUUUUUUUUGUCCAGUAUUACAGAAAUGCCACUUCAUAUUUCUGCAAAGUGAUACUUUGAAUUGUGCCUCUCCCACUAUGCUUGAUGCUUGGCCUUAUAUACAGGCAAUGAGUGAGGAGCCAUCUAUUUUUAUUUUCCCCCUCCCAACAAACUGGCUGCACCUGGAUUGUGAAGAAUUAAACAGUUUACAUACUAUGCACAGUGCCUCAGUCUCCUCCCCCUCCCCUUUUCAAGAAAUAAAUUUUACUAUAAAGGAGCCUGGCCCAUCUGACAUGGUAAAUUUUAUGAUUACACAUCCAGGUGCACCAUAAGCAUAGCUGGCCAGUGGCAGCUGCUGUGCAAUGUUCACAAAAUCUUAAAAUACUGAAACUUCAGAGUUGCUAGAGCACAAUUGGCUUGUUUUUGUUUUUUUAUGGGUUGUAUUUAAGAUUUCUAUAUAUGGAGAUAUACAUUUUGCUCUACUACUGAAGGUUUUUUAUUUAUUUUUAUUUUUUGGGGAUCAUGGUGCAAUAAACAUUUCCCUUUGUUUUCCGAUUUACAUAAGCACAUGCCAUCGUGCUGUAUUGCACCUCUGCUCCUUUACAGAAUUUGCAACUCUUGAAGGGUAGUGCUAUGCUGGUGCUAAAGCCAUGAUCCUUGUAAAAGUGAGAUUUUUUUUUUCCCCCCUCUCCCUUUAAAAUAACUCAAUUUCUGCCGGAGUACAUGCUGUACCUUUAUAAGCUUCAAAGCAGACAAAUGGGUUUAACACAGGCUGAGCACUAUAGGAAUAUAAUGGCAGCUGUCUAAAGAAGCUGUAUUGCGUUUGGUGCUGUGAGUUUCAAUGCAGGGAGGAGGGUGGGGAUGGGGGGGAAUAGUUACUAAAGGCAAAUGGAAAGAUGCUCUAAAAUACCUGAAUAUAAUUUUUUUAACCCCUAAUUAGAAGAAAAAGGUUUAAAAUGUCUUUUGCAGUCUUCCAAGUUUUUGCAGCACUCCCUGCCAUUGCUGUGUCUGCAGUUUUCCCCCCUCCCCGUUUUGAAGACUUAUAGUCGAAAUUAAUGCAGACAACACUGCAGUUUCUCUGGCAUCAGAGUAACCUCACCAAAAUAUUCCACCUAGCAUUUCGGUUGUAAUGGUUAAUUUGGAAUGGGAAUCCACAUUUGGGUAUGGGAGGGAAGGUAUCAAUGUGUUUCUUUUCAGAAUGAGAUGGGAGCAUCUUUCCUUUGCAAUAACUUCAGAUUUAUUAAAUUUGUGCUAUGUAGAGCAGAUAUGUUAAAUCUCUCUGCUCUACAAAGCAAACCUAUUUUGGUAUUCCUGUUCAGUGUCAUUGGUGCAAGAACUUUUCACACCACCUGACAUGGCACAGGCUAAUCAUCUCAUUCUGUUUUUGUUUUAUGGGUUGGGUUAGGAUCUGUAAACCUCAAACAUGUUAGGACAAAUUUAUCCUCCUCCUAGCUGAACAUAUAGGUUUUUUUUUUCUGCCCAUAUAUUGUCCAUAUUCUGCAAUCGGCUGGAAUAUGUUUUGUGCCACUGAAGUUUGGGCUCAGGAUUUAAUUUGGGCAAACUUUCAUAUUUCCUUAUUCAAGAAGUACAUUAAAUUUUUUUUUUUUUUUUUUAAAUUAAAAGGAGUGUUGGCACAUUUUUCCUAAAAUGUUUUUAGUUUUAGAUCUUUUGGUCAAGGGUUACAGAGUUGUACCCUAUUCAGGGGAUGGGAUGGGUGGGUCUUGGCUAUAAACUUUCUUGCUACCAGAAAAUGACUACAUUGAAGACCAAUGAUCUUAGUCAGCAAUAGGAUUAAAAAUACAUUUAAAAAAACAAAAAAAGCACUUUUCCUGGAAUAUUGUGGUGCUCAUCUUCUAGAUGGUACCAUCCAGUGAAAGGGUUUAUACCCUGCCAUUUUCUAUAACUAUGAUUUAGCAGUUUAGCUGCAUUAGACACAAUUCUGAGGAUUAAAAGUUAAACCAUAAAUGCUUUAAAGUGAAGAGGUCUAAACAAAGUGUGCAACUAAGCUGCUAACAAAUACAAAUUGGCAUUGUAUUGAUAGAAAAUGGCCCAGUGGGCAGGUUUAUUUUACUUUUCCUCCCAGUUUAAGGUUGUCAGAUGAGUAAAACAUUAAAGAUAAAUGGUACAAUCUGGAAUGAUUUUUUUUUUUUUUUUACUUUGUUUUAACUGAAUAAAAGCCCACUGGAAAUCAA